Messenger RNA from Achroia grisella, 1951 nucleotides. RefSeq names its product geranylgeranyl transferase type-2 subunit alpha (gene RabGGTa). The transcript is spliced from 10 exons. Bases 110 to 1705 code for a protein of 531 amino acids. The record is from RefSeq and is a predicted model, not a curated record. Lineage: Eukaryota; Metazoa; Arthropoda; Insecta; Lepidoptera; Pyralidae. Gene Ontology annotation, biological process: protein geranylgeranylation. Gene Ontology annotation, cellular component: Rab-protein geranylgeranyltransferase complex; cytoplasm. Gene Ontology annotation, molecular function: Rab geranylgeranyltransferase activity.
UAAUUACAAUAUUUUUUGACAUAUAUAGAACUAGUUUUAAUAAUCUAUAUAAAUACAGAAAACUUGUUUGAAAUACGUGUUUAAUAUUUAAUCUUCUAUUGAAUAAAAAAUGCAUGGGCGAGUAAAAGUUCGAUCAACAGAGGAAGAGAAGAUUAGGAAGGAGAAAGAAAGACAAGAAAAAUUAAAGAUAUUUAAACAUGCUAUGCAAAAAAUUCAAGAUAAGAGGAAAAAUGAAGAACUGGACCAAGAGCUAAUGGAACUGACUGGUAAGGUCCUUACAACAAACCCUGAUAUUUAUACAUUAUGGAACAUUAGAAGAGAGACUUUAAAUGUUUUUAGAAAAAAUAUGGAAAGUAAGGAAGAAAACAUGGUGGAAUUGUAUGAUGCUGAGUUACAAUUGACAGAGUACUGUUUGAAAAUUAAUCCAAAGUCCUAUUGUGCCUGGCAUCAAAGAGAAUGGGUGCUAUUGACAAGAACAAAUCCUGACUGGGAAACAGAGUUAUCUUUAUGCAAUAAAUACCUGAAGUUAGAUGAAAGAAAUUUUCACACUUGGGAUUAUAGACGAUUUGUAGUCAGUCAAUGCAAACCCUCUUUAAAAGAGGAAUUUGAUUUCACAACUGAGAAAUUGAUGGAUAAUUUCUCUAACUACUCUGCAUGGCAUUACAGAAGUAAAAUAUUGGUAGAAUUACAUCCCGAUCUUGAAGCUGGCCGACCAAUUGAAGAUGGACAUCACAAACAUGAGUUAAAAAUGGUUGAGAGUGCUGCAUUUACUGAUCCAGAUGAUACAAGUGCUUGGUUUUAUCAGAGAUGGUUGUUAGGUGCUGUAAAAGUCACAGUCGACCUUGUAGUAUGUACCGUUAGUCCUAUAAAAACAACAGUGGCGUUUAACAAAAAAGUCUCCAAAGAUUAUGUUAAAAAAACAACCCAUUUAAUUAUAAAUAAUGCAUCUGUAAAUGGAGAAUGGUUAUCCUGUACGGGAAAUCAGUAUGAUAAUGUGUGGAUAUAUGAUCAUAAUGAAAUAAUUCAUGAUAAUUUGGAUAUAAAGGUAGAAUACACUAGAGACAAUGACAAUAAAAUUAUUAUUGCAUGUAAUUUGCAAAAAAAUACUGUGUACAUUGGAAAAAGUAAUAUAGAUUUUCAGAGAAAAUAUUCAGAACCGGUAAUUGAGGAAUUAAAGAAACAGCUUGAUUCAUGUCGUCAGCUACUGGCCAUGGAACCAGAUAACAAAUGGACUCUUUUGACUACAACGGUUCUUUUACAUUGCAUUAAUGCAAAACAUUAUCAUAAUGAGGUUAUUCAAAAUUUAAAAACAUUACAAAACAACGAUAAAAUGCGUGCAGGGUAUUACAGUGACUUAAUAUCAAAAUGGAGUAUAGAAAAUCAAUUGCAAGAUGAUUAUAAAAAUGAAAGUGCAGAGUUUACAGUAAAGUUUUCAGAGAAAAUAUCGUCAUUGCCACAUCUCCAUUAUUAUAGCUUUUGUGAGACUGUCAAUUUAUCUAAUCAGAAUUUAACAUCACGGGUACUACCUACGUUGUCUGUGCUUCAACAUUGUAAGAAAUUGUCAUUGGAAAAUAACAAUUUGACGACGUUGAAAGGAUUUCCUCCUCUGAAACUUGUUCAUUUAAAUUUGAAAGGAAACGAAGCCUUGGAUCUUAAUGAAAUAGAAGUGUUCAAGAAACAAAAUAAUUAUGAAAUUACGUUUUGAUGACGUGCAGUGAUAUUUACUAGAUAAUAUAUUUAUUUUAUAGUAUGUAAGUGUUAAUUAAAACCACUGUUUGCCGGUUUCUGAUAUGAAAUAUAUUCUAUAUUUAUUGAAAAGAAAGUAAACAAAUUAAAAUGAUUACAAAAUGCAUGCAGUUGUUACGCAUUACCAUUCCGAUUACUAAGGUAUCAUCCCUCCGUCCCCUGUAAUUUCACUGCAAUGUACAUUCCACCGAAACAGCUUACAAAA